Molecule: messenger RNA, 3331 nt
Organism: Archocentrus centrarchus (flier cichlid)
Lineage: Eukaryota; Metazoa; Chordata; Actinopteri; Cichliformes; Cichlidae
Gene: cnot10
Product: CCR4-NOT transcription complex, subunit 10
Exons: 19
Coding region: 214-2424 (736 amino acids)
Biological process (GO): mRNA catabolic process; negative regulation of translation
Cellular component (GO): CCR4-NOT complex
Molecular function (GO): protein binding
Source: RefSeq, a predicted model, not a curated record
UCGACAGGGGGCGGUGCUGCCUUAUGACGCGUUUGUAGCAAGCUGACCGCAAACAGCGAAGAAGAAUCUGUUUGAGAGAAGCGGAUAGAUUUUGGCAAACCAUCGUGUGUUUGUAAAAGAAUCAGCAUUUACCGAUUAUUUUGCUGUCGCCUAAACCAACAGCAGUAACUCAGUCGGAUAUACUUUUACCUUCAUCGUGAAAAGCCCUCAGAAAUGGCAGAAAAUGCAGAGCAAAAUGAGGCAAAGCAUGACAGCUCACCUUCCCCGGGGAUGUCAGACCAGGAGAAAGAGAUGGCAGCCUGUGCACAUGAAGCGUUUACGGCUGGCAGGUAUGACGAGUCAUUCAAACACCUUGAAGCCCUGCAGGAGCUCAACAAAGAGGACUACAAGAUUGCAAUGAAUAAAGCAGUCGUUGAGUUUUACAGAAGUGGUCAGACUACCACAGGGGUGCUGAAGCAGACCCUGAUCUCAAUGAAGAACCAGGUUCACACGUCAGCAGAAGACGUUGAUGGUUUGGAUGAUGUUGAAAAUAGUUUGCUGUACUAUAAUCAAGCUAUCAUCCACUAUUACAUGCGACAGUACUCUGAAGCCAUUUCCAUCGGAGAGAAGCUCUACCAGUUUCUGGAACCAUUCGAAGAGAAGUUUGCUCAGGCUGUGUGCUUCUUGCUGGUGGAUCUUUACCUGCUCACCUUCCAGCCAGAGAAGGCCCUCCAUCUGUUGGCUGUGCUGGACAAACUCUCUGUACAAGGAAGCAACAAGAACGGAAAAGGAGAGAACAACAGUUCAAACAAAGAUGGAGGAAACCAGAAGGCUGAGUUAGCAGCCAUGAUUGAAGCUGCCAAAUCAAAAAUGCACCAGUACAAAGUGAGAGCAUACAUUCAGAUGAAAUCCUCCAAGGCCUGUAAAAGGGAGAUCAAAUCAGUGAUGAACACAGCGGGGAACUCUGCACCCUCACUAUUUCUCAAGAGUAAUUUUGAGUAUCUGAGAGGAAACUACCGGAAAGCAGUCAAACUGUUGAACAGCUCCAACAUCGCAGAACAUGCUGGACCCAUCAAGACAGGUGAAUGUGUUCGAUGUAUGUUCUGGAACAAUCUGGGCUGCAUUCACUUUGCAAUGGGGAAACAUAACCUAGGCAUUUUCUAUUUCAAGAAGGCUCUGCAAGAGAAUGACCACACCUGUGCACAGUUGGGAGACGGUAGCAAUGGCCAGUCUAAAAAAUUCACAGGUAUCCCCAUGUGUGCUUUACUAGCCAACAAGCGCUAUGAGCUGCUGUAUAACUGCGGCAUUCAGCUGCUGCACAUCGGCAGACCUCUGGCAGCGUUUGAGUGUCUGAUGGAGGCGGUUCAGGUUUAUCACUCCAACCCUCGGCUGUGGCUGCGGCUUGCAGAGUGCUGCAUCUCUGCUAACAAAGGGGGCCUGGAGCAGGAAAGCAAAGGUUUGCCUUGUAAAAAAGGAAUCGUUCAGUCUGUUGUUGGGCAGGGCUACCAUCGCAAGAUCAUCCUGGCGUCCCAGUCUACACAGAAUACCAUCUACAGUGAGGGCCAGUCAGCAGCUAUUCCAGUUGCCAGUAUGGAGUUUGCAGCGAUCUGCCUGAGGAACGCCCUGCUGCUGCUGCCUGAACACCAGCAGCAAGAUGUGAAGAUGGAGCACAGCUCCAAGAACUCCAGCCAGUCAGGAAGCACUGAGAGCGGCAGCGAGAACAGUGAUGCCUGCAGUGGAAAAGGUCAGGAGGCUGAUAAGUUUCUGUCUGCUGCUCCGUCUUCUCCUCUUAGAAAACAAGAGGUAGAAAACCUCAGGUGCUCCAUCCUGGCCUGCAGUAGCUACGUAGCAUUGGCGCUGGGAGACAACCUGAUGGCUCUGAACCAUGCUGAGAAGCUGCUCCAUCAAACCAAGGUGUCUGGAUCUCUCAAGUUUCUUGGUCACCUCUAUGCUGCUGAAGCCCUCAUCUCAUUGGACAGAAUCUCUGAUGCAAUCGCUCACCUCAACCCAGAGAACGUCAGUGACGUGUCAAUGGGAGUCCUGAUGAGUGAACAAGACCAGGCAGGGUCUGACAAAGGAGACGAGCCUGUCGAACCUUCAGGGAAGCAGACUCCUCUGUGUUACCCCAGCAGUGUGACCUCAGCUCGGGCCAUGAUGCUCUUCAACCUGGGUAGUGCGUACUGUUUGAGGAGUGAGUACGACAAGGCCCGCAAGUGCCUGACUCAGGCUGCAUCCAUGAUGAACAGCAAGGAGAUCCCACCUGAAGCCAUCCUGCUUGGAGUUUAUCUGGAGCUGCAGAACGGAAACACUCAGCUGGCUCUGCAGAUCAUCAAACGGAACCAGCUGCUGCCCCCCACGCAGCAGAGGCUCUCCCCGGACUUCCGCAAGAAACCCAUCCAGCCCUUCCAGUUAUCCUCAUCUUUUACACCAGCCCAAAGGAAAUGACCCCCCCAUACAGCACCCUGCUGAGCCACUGCGUCUCAGCACCGGCAGCUGUAUGAACUGCAGGAGUGGCUCCUGGGCUGCUGAGGAGAGAAGAACUCCGUCUGUGUUGUUGUCAAAUGACUGAGAACUGCCUUUUCAUUUUCUGACUGUGUAAGCGUGCAAAUAAAUUGUUUACUGUAACACAUGUGGCUCUGUUCAUGUUUGCCAGGAAGGCUGUGGAAGCCCAACAGAACAGUGAGUAGAAACAUGGUCUGUGUUUCUACUUUUAACGCCAGCUCUUUGAGCUUCAGUGGAAAACCUGCAAAAAUUAGACAUCAGAGGGAAAAAUGCACACACUGUAUACAGGACACUGUUGAAUAAUAAUAAUCUGGGAAAUGUGUUGAUAAAUGUAACCCUGCCUUCCUGUCUUUAUGAAAUGAUGUGAAAAUUGCUCCAUUUAAACCAGCACAACAUUGUUGCUUUCAGGCGUUUGUACUUGAACAGCCACAGAAAGCUGGCUGAGAGUAGAGCCAUUGUUGUGUGUGCGCUCCUUUUACCUCGGUCACCUGUAAAAGUCCACCUGCUCGAGCUGCACCUGUGUGCCGGGGUGGGGGCUGCAUCUCGUCCCUGCGCUGGAGCGGCUGUAACAUAAGACGGUGUUCCCAGCAGUCCUGCUGAGCACAGCACCAACUUCAUUGUAACCUCUGAAGAAUAAAUGUAUAUAAAAACUCUGUACAGUAGUUUUCAUUGAUUGGUAGAAAAUGGCAAGUUUCAUUUCAAAGUUUCUUUUGAGUGUAUAUGAAUAAGUCAUCUGUAUAUUUAUAUGCAAACAAGUGUACCUGUGCAUGUAUGUGUAUUGGUACACUUGCAUGUGUCUUUGUAUAUCUUCUGCUAAUGUCCAACCUUUCAGUAAAGGGUGCGAUUAUAG